AUGUUGUCGUUACCUACCACUACGGUCAAGGAUAGAGACUCAAAUGAUAACAACGAACAGAAGAAAAAUCUACAACAACAACAACAACAACAACGAGAUUUCAUUACAAAUCUACUUAAACAUUAUUCAACAGUUGGACUUGAUAUGAAUUUUUUCAAAGAUAAAAAUAAUCGUGUACCAUUUACACGUUGUCGUACAUGUGAACAUACACAAGAAUUUUUUAAAACAAAUCAAUUUACUAUUCUUGCUAUAUCAUGUAAUCAAUUUGGUUAUCAAGAACCAGCUGAAACAAAAGAUGAAUUAUUAAAUGGUUUAAAAUAUAUUCGACCAGGAAAUAAUUUUAUUCCAAAAUUUCCUUUAUUUUGGAUAAUUGAUGUUAAUGGUAAAAAUCAACAUCCAUUAUAUGAAUAUAUGAAAUCUUGUAUACCAUCAACAAAAAAAUUUUUUGAAGAUCAUACAAAAAUUUUUUAUGAAUCACAUCAUUCAGAUGAUAUACGAUGGAAUUUUGAAAAAUUUCUUAUCGAUUCAAAUGGACAUCCAAUAAUGAGAUUUGAUAGUGAUGCUGAACCAUUAUUUAUUCGACAAUUUAUUGAAAAACUUCUUCAACUUAAACAAUACAUAUAA
Rotaria sp. Silwood1 is the source of this 624-nucleotide messenger RNA. Lineage: Eukaryota; Metazoa; Rotifera; Eurotatoria; Philodinida; Philodinidae. The record is from the annotation of a GenBank genome assembly.